AUUCAUAAAAUUAAUAACAACUAUAUGCGAUAAUUUUUUACACUAAUAUUAUUAAAUAUUUCAAACUUAAAUAAUCAUAAUUAAACUAUUUUAUAUUAAAUGAAUUAUUACAACAACCGAUCACCUAACCUAGUUUGAAAAUAUUAACAUACAAUUAAUCAUACACGUGCGAAGGGUAAUUAACUAGUUUAUAAAUAGCUAGAUUGAACUGUGUCAUCAUUCAUCAAUAAUUGCGAAGACUUAAAUUCAGCUCACAAUUACUAAUUUCGUAGACGCAGCCAUGGGAGAGGUUGAUCCGGCUUUCAUCCAAGAUCCCGAGCACAGGCCUAGGCUGGUGGUAAUCGAAGGGGAGGGCAUACCACUCAUUGACCUUUCACCAGCAAUAAGCACCUCCGAGAGACUCGCGAGAGAGAUCGGUGGCGCGUGUAGCGAGUGGGGAUUCUUUCAGGUGAUCAAUCACGGGGUACCACUGGAGUGUCGACAGAAACUGGAGUCGGCAGCGAGGAAGUUUUUUGGUCAGGAUGUGGAGGAGAAGAGGAAGGUGAGGAGGAACGAGACGAGUGUUUUGGGUUACUUUGAUGCAGAAAACACCAAGAACGUCAGGGACUGGAAGGAGGUGUUUGACGUGGCAGUACAGGAGCCCACGGUGGUCCCUGUUUCCACUGAUCCCGCGGACGACCGAGUCGUUGAGUGGUUCAAUCGCUGGCCUCUCUACCCAUCGGAGUUAAGAGAAGCAUGUGAGGAAUAUAGUAGAGAAGUGGAAAAACUAGCUCACAAGAUGCUGGAACUUAUUGCUCUGAGUCUAGGCUUGGCAGCAAAUAGUCUGAAUGUGUACUUCAAAGACCAUCAAACUACAUUCAUGAGACUCAAUCACUACCCUCCUUGUCCCUCUCCUACCUUGGCACUUGGUGUGGGUCGCCAUAAGGAUGGUGGGGCCUUAACUGUUCUAGCUCAAGAUGAGGUUGGAGGAUUGGAAGUUAGGAAGAAAUCAGAUGGAGAAUGGAUUCGGGUCAAACCCACCCCCGGUGCUUUUAUCAUCAAUGUUGGGGACAUUGUACAGGUUUGGAGUAAUGACAAAUACGAGAGCGUGGAACACAGGGUGAUGGUAAACUCAGAGAAGGAAAGAUUUUCAAUUGCAUUUUUUUUAAACCCUGCACACUACACUGUUGUCAAGCCCUUGGAUGAGCUGAUUGAUGAGAACAAUGCCCCUAAAUUUAAGUCGUACAAUUGGGGCAAGUUUAUGACGCAUAGAAAAGACAGUGCUUUCACCAAACAAAAUGUUGAAAAUAUCCAAACUCAUCAUUUCCGCAUGCAGGAGUAAAAUAUACCUAUAUACUACAAUUUAUAUUUAUGUACUGUGUAUAUUUAAGUGUAAUAUAUACAGAGGUGUUGUAUAUAUAUUGAAAAUAAAUUGUCUUCUGAACACAGUUCAACAUGUAUAUGGGUGGGACAAGUUUAAUGAUCAGUUCUUACAAAGGUGUUGUCGAACCACUACUAGUGAGUCAGUUAGGUUCAAAAUGUUGUAAAAGAAAUUAAAUUAAUGAGUGUUGAUAUAAAGUGUAAUGGUAAUGGUAAUAAGAAUAGUGAUGGAAUGUAAUGGUAAUAUUAUUAAUGUGUUUGGUUUAUUUUGUAAUGAAUAUCUUUAUAUAUAAAGUGUGUUUAUUUAAC
Molecule: messenger RNA, 1668 nt
Organism: Cannabis sativa
Lineage: Eukaryota; Viridiplantae; Streptophyta; Magnoliopsida; Rosales; Cannabaceae
Product: jasmonate-induced oxygenase 1-like
Exons: 3
Coding region: 281-1321 (346 amino acids)
Molecular function (GO): dioxygenase activity
Source: RefSeq, a predicted model, not a curated record